Molecule: messenger RNA, 1811 nt
Organism: Morus notabilis
Lineage: Eukaryota; Viridiplantae; Streptophyta; Magnoliopsida; Rosales; Moraceae
Product: pectin acetylesterase 8
Biological process (GO): cell wall organization
Cellular component (GO): plant-type cell wall
Molecular function (GO): pectin acetylesterase activity
Source: RefSeq, a predicted model, not a curated record
GAGAACAAAUGUCGGCUAUAUCUCUCUCCCUCUCGGGUUGGCUGCUUAAGCUCAUAAGCUGAAGCCCGAAGAGAAGAGUGUUAAGCUCACACUCUCUACUCUCUACGCACACUCUAUAUAAAGGGCAUUUCCUCUCUUCUCCAUUCUUGCAAGUUUUCUUUUUCUUUUAUUAUUAUUAUUUUUUUUUUGGGGGCGGAUCUCUGGUCUCUUUACUAUAUAUUUUGCUUCAAAAAGUUAAAACCAAUAAUGUUUAAGCAUUGAACUCAACUGAGUUUGUCUUCUCUCUCUCUCUGCAUAAGCAUUGUUUCAGUGAGUGCUUUGAAUUGAGAGAUUAUUUGGACUCUGAAUUCUCAGAAUGGUCAAUACAAGAUUUGGCCAGUGGCUGGGGAGGCUUCUACUAGUUUGUACACUCACAAUCCCAUUGCUGCUGCAAGAUCCUGUAGGAAUAACUUACGUCCAAGAUGCGGUCGCCAAAGGAGCCGUUUGCUUGGACGGAAGCCCGCCGGCUUACCACUUUUCUCAUGGAUUUGGCUCUGGAGUCAACAAUUGGUUGGUUCAGAUUGAGGGAGGAGGAUGGUGUAACAAUGUGACUACGUGCCUCGCACGUAAGAACACUCGUUUAGGGUCAUCCAAGGCAAUGGUAAAGGAGCUUUCAUUUUCCGGGAUUCUUAGCAACAAACAGAAAUUCAAUCCUGACUUCUACGAUUGGAAUCGGAUCAAGGUCAGGUACUGUGACGGUUCGUCAUUCACCGGUGAUGUGGAAGCAGUAAAUCCAGCUACUAAUCUCCACUUUAGAGGUGCAAGGGUGUUCCUUGCAAUCAUCGAGGAUCUACAAGCCAAAGGAAUGAAAAAUGCUCAAAAUGCGAUCCUCUCCGGCUGCUCGGCUGGUGGAUUGGCGUCCAUUCUGCACUGUGAUAAAUUUAAAUCUCUCAUGCCUUCAACUACUAAAGUAAAAUGCCUUUCAGAUGCUGGUUAUUUUAUAAAUACGAAUGAUGUUUCUGGAGCAAAACACAUUGAAACCUUUUAUACUGAAGUCGUCGCGACACAUGGUUCUGCAAAGAAUUUACCUUCAUCUUGUACUUCCAGAUUGAGUCCAGGGCUGUGCUUCUUCCCACAAUAUGUGGUCUCACAAAUCCAAACACCAAUAUUCUUUGUAAAUGCAGCCUACGAUUCAUGGCAGAUAAAGAACAUUUUGGCACCUGGUGUUGCUGAUCCUCAUGGAACCUGGCAUUACUGCAAGCUUGAUAUAACGAAAUGCUCGAGUAUUCAACUCAAAACCAUGCAAGAUUUUAGGUUGGAGUUUCUAAAGGCGAUCAGUGUUGUGGGCAACUCCCUUUCCAAAGGGUUGUUCAUAGAUUCAUGCUAUGCCCACUGCCAAACUGAAAUGCAGGAGACGUGGUUGAGGGCCAACUCUCCUAGGCUGGGGGCGACGACAAUUGCAAAGGCGGUCGGAGACUGGUUUUAUGACAGGAGUGCAUUCCAGAAGAUAGAUUGCCCUUAUCCUUGCAACCCCACUUGCCAUAACCGCGUUUUCGAUCCAAAUGACCACCUAGAAUGAAAGGGACCAGUUUGUCAUCUACAAGUACGUUAAGAAAUAAAGAUAAUAUCUCUGUUUCCAUCAAAGAAUAUAGCAUAAGCAUUUGGUAACGGGAUAAGGGGCAGAAAAGAAAAAUGAGCAUAUUAAUAUUGAUUCCAAAUAAGCAAAAGGGCCACCAAUGUGGUGUCUUGUCUUGUCAUUCAUUGUUUAUGUAAUCAAUUAUUUGUACUCAAUGAAGAUCACUUGAUUUAAUCUUUUGAUUAAAAAUUAAAAA